AUGGCGACGAGAACCGUGGAUCAGCUUCCGCAUUGUGCCCUUUGCGGAGGGAAAUUCAGGAACCAUCAUGGCGUGCAUCCGCCCCCAGGUCCCCUGCACUGGACUACACUCGCCCGAUCAGUUCACGGGCCAGAUGGGAGUAACGAAGAUACUGUGCCACAGAUAACGGGCCUCGGCUACUUUACUCAACAUCGUGUCGCAGCUCGCCUGGACUAUGACGUUGGUUAUGCUGAUGCUUCAGGCGAAGGUGAAGUUCAGCUGCAAGACUUACUGUUUCGCAUCGACAAUGUGAGAAAUUUCAGCAUUCACGAGUUCUGUUGGCAAUUUCUUCUACGCCGAAUCAAGACAGAACGCGGCUCUGAACCAGAUCCCAGACGGGUUGGUUGCCUGCUUUUCCACGUGUUACAUUCCCUCCCAUGGGCGAGGAAUGGGGCUUUAGUGCCGGAUCACGGAUACUUCGGUGCCCUCAACCUACUGCAAACCGUCGAAGGUACAGCGGAUUUGACGGCUGACCCAGAUCAGCCGAUGCCAGUACUAGAAGUCGGCAGAAGCUCGAUAGAGCUUGGUGAAGGCUUCGUCUCGCCCAAUAUGCUCCAGCAAGCCAAUACAUCAUCGAAUUGUGGUAUUUUUGAAAACUUUCCAGACGAGUUAAUCGCCCAGAUCUUUACUUUGCUUCCAUCCAAAGAUGUGUGCUCUCUCAGACUUUCCUGCCCACGUCUGGCUGCUCUCGCUGCCCCGAGCAAUCUCCCUCAAAAAUUCUGGGCCUCUCGUUUUCUUCCUGAUCGAGAGAUGGGGUUCCUUUCUCUCCCUGCAAACUCUUCAGGUAUACGCCAUCGAAACUGGAUGGAAGCAUACCACCAAUGUAAAUCAAGCAUCGAGGAUGAAUCCACUGUCAAAGCCUUCCAGAAUCGCCGCCGAAUUUGGCACUGCCUCGAGGACUUUUCCACCAUUCUCAGCGCCUUAUUGGAUGUCGAUCUCUCCCCUUGGGAGAUUUUGAAUCAGAUUUCGCCUUUCUGCCAUCUGGGGAAACGAGUAUCAUGCCCUGAGCUCCCUGACCAUUUCAACCCGCUGGAACCCUUUGGCCAGCACAUCGCGCUUGGUACUCGGCUUCGAAAUGAGUUUGUCGUCUUCUUGGAGAAUGAAAGUCAUUCUGAUUCAACUUUGAUAGAGAUCUCUUCCAUCUCCCUUGUACGUGGUAAAUACAUUUCGGGUAUUCGGGUCUCUGUCCAAUCCGCAGAUGGUCAAUCGAGCGUUACUGGCCAGUGUGGUUCGAUCGGCUCAUCAAAUCUGACUUCAAUUACUAUCGAACCCGGAGAUGCAAUCUCGAGUAUCGAUGUCUUUCUUUCCGCCUCUGGUAUCCAUUGUUUGAAGUUCGUCAUCACCAGACAUGAUGGCCAAACCUGCGUACACAGCGCCGGAAACGCGAGAUAUUCUGCUGGUUUAGUCGCCACGACAAACUUGGUCCCGCAAUCCGCGAUCAUCGGGUUCGUUGUUGGAUUUGAUAUUUACAAAGCCGUCUCGAUCCAGCUCAUCGAAGAAGCCUAUAUCCCACGGUCCAACUCCAAAAGCCCUGUACUUUGGAGCCCCCAAACCCCAUCCAAGCUGGGACCAGAGAAGUCCGGCCAACCUUCGUUGCCACCAUCAUUCACCAUUAAUCUCCACAUUCCCUUGGGUGGAUCAGAUGGUUCGAGGCUGUCCUCUCUGCGUUCUGUCACGGCUUACUUCCAUGGGCGAAUGGGCAUAUAUGGCCUUGAACUCGCAUAUGUGGAAGGAGACUCAGUGCUAUACGGCACUAAAGAAACCAAAGGGCCAAAGGGAAAUUCUAUAAGUUGUGUCGCCCAGACUUUUGUCAUAGAUGGGCCGAAUUCGGAGAGAAUUAUGCUGCUCUCUCAGGGUUCUUUGCUGGGAAACACACCUGUCGUAGGCAACAUUCAGGUUUGGACCAACUUUGGAAGAAAUUAUACUUUUGGCGCGUUUAACGGCCCCUCAAUCAGAUAUGGGGAGGUUAUGCAAGGCCGAGGUCCCAUUCAGUCCUUAAUGGUCGAGGUCCAGCUGGCCAUAACUAACUCCGAUGCAAAUCAGUCUCCCGAAUGGCGCUUUAUGCGAAUCUCAACGGAGCAUUUUGAACAGCCCUACACAUCAGCGAAUGUUGUCAUCAGACCGGGAAGUAGCCUACCUGCUACACCGGCCAUGGUUCAUGCUUGUUCAUGGAUGCAACAGAGAGAAGGCUGUUGCUGUACCACAGCGUCUCUAAAAUGGAUUCGCCGUAUCCGCAUCUCUAUGGGCACCGACACUGGAAGCUCCCGUUCCAAGAAUCAUAUAAGCGGCCUGUGGAUUGAGUACGAGGGCGAUAGAAGCGACGUGGUUGUCGGCCAGUGGAUGGAGGAGAGAACAUGCUUUCAGCUCAACCCAGGCGAGAGAAUUCUUGAAGUGGCCGUCUGGAAUACAAUGGACCGCUUCGGAAAAGUUGUUGGCAUUGCGUUUACAACGACUCAGAAUAAGUUCGAAUUGCGCCUGCCGCAGCACACAGGAGUUCCGCAAACGUAUCUGCGAUACAAUUCAACAAUUUUUGAAGAUUUAGACUCGAUUACGUGGGUGUUUUGCGAGUCCAUGGAUGAUAUCCAAGUUCGGAUGAAGGCCAGUUCGUUGCUGUCAAUUAAAAUGCUUGUCAUGGCACAUUCAACUCGCAUCGAGCGCCCAUUGGAUCUGGCUGAAGGCAUUACGCGACUUUAUCUCUAUCCCCCCAACCCGACAUUCGAUCCUACUGUAGCUCACCACGUUGAGGCAGCCAUGAGACAUGAGUUUAUUCGUGAAACCUUCUUCUUCCAGAAUGCGGACGAAAACAGAAGUCUCUCGGCAGUAAAGAGAAUCGAUAUAUCUUCAAAUCGACAUGGAGCAUGGACUGGACUCUCUUUUCAUUACUAUAACAGGCGAUCAACUCGCCAAGGCAUAUCCAACGCUCACCUGUGUUCACUCCAGUUAGAUCGCUCCAGAGGCGAGAAAUUCUCCCUCCUCAUGGUUUUCAGCAUGUUAGGUCAUGGGAAAGGUCUCGGGAUUCAAACAACUCUAGGCCGGACGGCCAGGGCUGUACCUCGCAAUAUACCUAUCGUGUCUGUUGCAAUCUUUGCGCUUCUGCCUAUUGUGCAACUUCCGAGCGCAGAGUCGUUAGGAUGUAGGCAAGAUCAAGUCCAGUAUCAUACGUUUCCAGAUGUUGGACCAGGUAACUAUAUCACGGAUAAGUGUGCGGGAAUAUGGGUGGUAUCUCGUUCCCACCGCUCGGCGUCUGAAAUUGAGGAUGUAGGUCCGAUAUACAUGUAA
This is a messenger RNA of Clonostachys solani, 3318 nucleotides long. Lineage: Eukaryota; Fungi; Ascomycota; Sordariomycetes; Hypocreales; Bionectriaceae. The record is from the annotation of a GenBank genome assembly.